Tarenaya hassleriana is the source of this 1513-nucleotide messenger RNA. Its product is annotated as thaumatin-like protein 1b. Gene Ontology annotation, cellular component: extracellular region. Bases 130 to 1122 code for a protein of 330 amino acids. Gene Ontology annotation, biological process: defense response. The record is from RefSeq and is a predicted model, not a curated record. Lineage: Eukaryota; Viridiplantae; Streptophyta; Magnoliopsida; Brassicales; Cleomaceae. The transcript has 3 exons.
AUCUCUCUGCUUAUCCAACGCCUUUUACCGUUCAGAAGCUCUCCCAACAAGGAAGACGAAGAGGAAGAAGAAGAAGAAACAUUAAUCACCACAAAAAGAGCUUCACCUUCUUCUUCUUCCACAUAUCCAAUGGCUAAGCCAUCGCCAUUGAUUUUCCUCAUUUUCUCGCGUUUCUUCGUUCUGGAGGUCAUGUCGACGAGCUUCACAUUAGUGAACAAAUGCGGAUACACUGUUUGGCCGGGAAUUCUAUCGAACGCCGGAGUUCCUCCCCUCCCUACCACCGGCUUCUCUCUCCUGACUGGCGAGUCGCGUGUCAUCAACGCGCCGUCGUCGUGGGGUGGUCGUUUCUGGGGCCGCACGCUCUGCUCCACUGACUCUACCACCGGGAAAUUCACCUGCGCCACCGGAGAUUGCAGCUCCGGUAAGAUCGAGUGCUCCGGUGCCACCGCAACUCCACCGGCUACCCUCGCCGAGUUCACCCUCGACGGGUCCGGCGGCCUCGAUUUCUACGACGUCAGCCUCGUCGACGGCUACAACCUCCCCGUCCUCGUCGCCCCUCGCGGUGGCUCAGGCGAUAACUGCACCACCACCGGCUGCGUCGUCGACCUUAACGGCUCAUGCCCAUCUGAGCUCCGGGUAACCGCCGCCGGGAAAACUCCUCCGGUGACUGCGUGCAGGAGCGCUUGCGACGCAUUCCGGCGACCGGAGUACUGUUGCAGCGGCGAGUAUGGUUCGCCGGCGACUUGCAAGCCGUCGGCGUACUCUCAGAUCUUCAAGAGCGCGUGUCCACGCGCCUACAGUUAUGCGUACGAUGACAAGACGAGCACCUUCACAUGCGCCAAAUCCCCUGACUACGUCAUCACCUUCUGCCCCUCUCCCAACACCAGUCAGAAAUCAUCUCAGGAUCAGAACACUGACCCAACGGGAACUUCACCGCCGGUGACAACAUCUCCGGCGACUCAGACGCCGUCUACGGCGACGUGGUCGCCGGCGGAUACGUCGAUGAUCUACGAAGGUGCGUUCGAUGAGAGCGGCGCAUCCUCACCGUCCACGUGUCAGCUGUCUUUGUUGCCACUUGCGAUAACAUUCGCGCUCUCGCUGGCCUUUUGUCGGUUGCUCUGAACAAUCAGUAUCUACCACGUGGGCAAUCCACCAUACUAUAUGGGCCCCAACUGGGCCUUAAUUUGGUCCGGCCCAUUUGACUUUUUGUCCAAGCGACGUCGGAUCGAGCCAUCGGAGAAAGUUAGUCGAUGAAUUUACAUAAAUGCCCUUCUUCGGGUGAGGAAAAGUGGGAUGGUGGUGGAGUAAAAUAGACAUGUGAGGUCACAAAAAUUAGGUUUUAUGUUUUUUUCAAUAAACUAAAUAUAUAUAUAUAUAGGAUUUGGGGUAAGACUAUAUUUAAUUAGUUUAGAUUAAUUUAAUUGUUGGGAGAAAGUGGCGAUGUAUUCUUCGUUAAUUUAUUUGUUUUGUGGGCCAUAAAAUAAUGAAAUAAAUAAUACUGCUUUUUGGUGCA